Aspergillus homomorphus CBS 101889 is the source of this 774-nucleotide messenger RNA. RefSeq lists its product as uncharacterized. The transcript has 2 exons. Lineage: Eukaryota; Fungi; Ascomycota; Eurotiomycetes; Eurotiales; Aspergillaceae. The record is from RefSeq and is a predicted model, not a curated record. The coding region runs from base 1 to 774 and encodes 257 amino acids.
AUGAUAGCAUUGAUCAGCCGCAUUAUCGCGUUCACAACUGUGAUUCUAUAUCAUACAGUAUGGCAUGCGCCAACUUACCACGCCAAAUUCUCCAAGAGCAAAGCCUGUCUCUUCAUACAUAUCGGCACCGGACUCUUUGAAAAUCUCCAAUACUGGGUUCUACAAGCUCAGGCUGACCACAAUAAUGUUCUCCCCAACACGAUGGACGUGCUGUUCUGCUUCCUCUGGUCGUGGACCAGUUUCGUCCUUGUGAGAACACUCCGUCGAGGCGAUCCACGGACAACUCGCCCACCCUACCAAGCUGCAGCAUGUCUGCGUCCCAUUGCGACCCUGGCCUCUUACCUGUUCAACAUCCCCAGCCUGCAUACCGCAUCCGUCCAUGCGCUGGACGGUUUCAUCUACACGCGCCUGGCAAUCUUCUUCUUCACCUACACGCCGUACCUGCGGGGAGCAGUCACGUACAGCACCAUUUACGCGAUUUCGCUUCCACUCGCCGCCGCACUGAGUGUUCAUAACAGCCGCGUGCCCGGCGCAUCAUUAGUGUUUAUUCUUGUCAUGGCGUACAUCACGCAGCUGAAUGCGUGGGUGACAUGUAGAUCGAAACGCUUGAGAGAUCCGCAGGCAGGAGCAGACGUGUCAUUGUUGGAGAGAUACUUGGUGAGGGCGUUACGGAGCUUAGGGUUCGCGGAGCUGGAGGAGCUUCGAGAAGUUUCCAAGGAGCGUGCGUUGGAGAAACCGCUGACUGAUGAUUAUAUUUCUGGUACUCAUACUUAG